AUGGUCGCUACGGAAAUUGCACGGAUCGAUUGCCUGUUUUAUGUGAAACGUUCUCAUGUCGACCGGACUAUCGAUUUGGUUAGAGUGGAUUCACUUGACUCAUGGUUUGGCGAAGAAGGGAAUCGAUCAUUCAGAAAAUAUCCCCAAGAGACAUGGCUUCGACAAAAUGAAGGAGAGAUUUCGAUUGAAUUCGAUGGGAAACCAGGGGAAAGACGAUGGAGAAUCGAGAAUUCGCAACGAUUGGGAGUGAUUCUUGUGAUAACCGGCCACCUCCCCGAGGACUCAUUUCUAAACAUUUCCUCGUGCAAUUCCCUC
This is a messenger RNA of Mesorhabditis belari, 315 nucleotides long. The record is from the annotation of a GenBank genome assembly. Lineage: Eukaryota; Metazoa; Nematoda; Chromadorea; Rhabditida; Rhabditidae.